Molecule: messenger RNA, 1226 nt
Organism: Halteromyces radiatus
Lineage: Eukaryota; Fungi; Mucoromycota; Mucoromycetes; Mucorales; Cunninghamellaceae
Exons: 6
Coding region: 60-1031 (323 amino acids)
Biological process (GO): nucleotide-sugar biosynthetic process
Molecular function (GO): GDP-L-fucose synthase activity
Source: RefSeq, a predicted model, not a curated record
CUACAAACUCUUUUUUUUUUUCAUCUUUUUUUUUCAUUCAUCCUUUUUAAUAUCAUAAAAUGGCUACUGAAUCUAUUAUUCUUGUUACUGGAGGAUCUGGUCUUGUUGGUAAAGCUAUCCAAUGGGUUAUCGAAAACGAUAAAUCUGAACGUUUUGGUAAAAAGGAUGGUGAAACUUGGAUCUUUUUGACAUCUAAGGAUGGCGAUCUUAGAAACACUGAACAAACCAAAGCUAUCUUUGAAAAGUAUAAACCUACUCAUGUCAUUCACUUGGCUGCUUUGGUUGGUGGUUUGUUCAAGAACAUGAAGUAUAAGUUGGACUUCUUACGUGAUAAUAUGCUUAUCAAUGAUAAUAUAUUGGAAUGCUCAAAGAAUGCUGGUGUCAAGAAGGUUGUAUCCUGUUUAUCUACUUGUAUCUUCCCUGAUAAGACUACUUAUCCUAUUGAUGAAACCAUGGUUCACAAUGGUCCUCCUCAUGAAUCUAACUUUGGUUACGCUUAUGGUAAACGUAUGAUUGAUGUCCAAAACCAUGCUUACAAUGAACAAUAUGGUUGCCAUUUUACCUCCGUUAUCCCUACCAAUGUUUUCGGUCCUCAUGAUAACUAUAACUUGGAAGAUUCUCAUGUUCUCCCUGGUUUGACUCACAAGUGUUAUUUGGCCAAGCAAAACAACACUCCUUUCGUUGUUGGUGGUACUGGUAAACCAUUGCGUCAAUUUAUCUAUUCCCGUGAUUUAGCCAAGUUGUUUAUCUGGACUUUGAGAGAAUAUGAAGAAAUCGAUCCCAUUAUUUUGUCUGUUGGUGAAGAAGAUGAAGUCUCUAUUAAGGAUGUUGCUGAUGCCAUCGUUAAAGCUGUUGGUUUCCAAGGCGAAUAUUCCUUCGAUACCUCUCGCGCUGAUGGUCAAUUCAAGAAGACUGCUAGCAAUGACAAAUUGAAAAAGUAUUUACCUGACUUUGAAUUCACUCCAUUUGAUGUAGCUGUCAAGGAAUCUGUUGAAUGGUUUGUGGCCAACUUUGAUAACUGCCGCAAAUAGAAAAACAUUGUUAGUAUAGAUCAUCCCUUUUGUUUUUCCCUUUUCGUUAUCUACUAUUCCUAUUUCAUUCCUAUAUAAAUCACUUUAUCACAUACUCAUAUGUUUCCUACAAUCCCUUUACCUAUUGAUGAUAAAAAAAAAUCAUUUAUUGUAGCUUUAUCGAUCAAUAAAACGGAAAUGUGUUUUUUUUAUUUA